AUAUGAAUAUUUGCGAUUUGAUUGUUGUAGAUUCCGCCGCAGUGAGGAGCAUGAGUACAUAAUGAAGCGGCGCUUGGAGGAUCAGGACACAGUGAUCGGCUCUCAGCGGCGGCUCCCUGGGGGUGUGGACAGCUUUCAGCACUGCGUCCUCAACACUGCCUCCUCCCUCUACGAGACUGCACCAGACAACAUGCAGCCAUCGUCCAGCAUGCAGUACUCUGUCUCGCAGACCUAUCAGUUGUCAAUGGCCCAGAGUUCUGGUGGACAUGGACAUACCAGCAGUUCAGCUGUGCACAGUGGGCCUCAUCACCAUGGGCCAGCUGUCCAGCCUGUGGGCCAGGGUCACUCUCAUGCUACCCCUGCCCCUGCCCCUGCCCCAACACUGGGUCAGCAGCAGUUUCAAAGGCUCAAGGUUGAAGAUGCUCUUUCCUAUUUGGAUCAAGUUAAACUUCAGUUUGGCAAUCAGCCGCAGGUCUACAAUGACUUCCUGGAUAUCAUGAAAGAGUUCAAGUCUCAAAGCAUUGAUACACCAGGUGUGAUCAGCAGAGUCUCCCAGCUCUUCAAGGGCCAUCCAGACCUCAUCAUGGGCUUCAACACCUUCCUGCCUCCUGGCUACAAGAUUGAGGUUCAGACCAAUGAUCUGGUUAAUGUGACCACUCCCGGCCAGAUCCACCACAUCACCCCGCAUGGUAUCUCUGUUCAAAACCUUCCCAUAACACAGCCAGCGCAGCACCAGACCCAAACAGCAGCUCCCACCAGCACUGCAGCCUUGGUCAUCCCUAGCCAGCCAACCCCUGCCAAGAUCAGCAAGCCAAUGCAGUCUCCUGCACUUACCCCAACCAGUCAGCCUAAUCCGUCCAUUCCCUCGUACGCCUCCCCGCGCUCACCCUCGGUCCAGUCCCACACUCCCAUCAGCAGCAGCACUGCCGGUUCAACCCCGCUGCAGAACAACCAGCCUGUGGAGUUCAACCACGCUAUCAACUAUGUGAACAAAAUCAAGAACCGCUUUCAGGGCCAGCCAGAGGUCUACAAAUCCUUCUUGGAAAUUCUGCACACAUACCAGAAGGAGCAGCGUAAUGCUAAGGAGGCAGGGGGAAACUACACACCCACUCUCACAGAGCAGCAGGUCUAUGCUCAGGUGGCCCAGCUCUUCAAGAACCAAGAGGACCUUCUUUCAGAAUUCGGCCAGUUCCUGCCAGAUGCUAACAGUUCAGUGUUAUUGAGUAAGACUACAGCUGAGCAGGCUGAAUCUGUGCGUAUUGAUCAUGGGGUGACCGUAAAGAGACCUCAACUGAACAAUAAGCAGAGGUUUAAUCAGAAUGGCUGUCAAAUCCGUAGACACCCAGGGCCGCCCACUACGCCCCCUGUUAAGAAAAAGCAAAAAUUUAUGGGAAAAGACCAUUCGAUGGCUGAAGCCAGUAAACUUGGAAUUGGUGCUGAAUCUCUCUUUUUUGAAAAGGUGCGGAAAGCUCUGCGGAGUUCAGAGGCUUACGACAAUUUCUUACGCUGUUUGGUCAUCUUCAAUCAAGAAGUGAUCUCACGGGCUGAACUUGUGCAGCUGGUCUUGCCAUUUUUGGGGAAAUUCCCUGAGCUUUUUACAUGGUUCAAGAACUUCCUUGGCUACAGAGAGUGUGCCCAUAUUGAGAGCUUUCCCAAAGAGCGAGCCACUGAAGGCAUUGCAAUGGAAAUUGAUUAUGCGUCCUGCAAAAGAUUGGGCUCCAGUUACAGAGCCCUUCCCAAGAGCUUCCAGCAGCCUCGAUGUACAGGCAGGACUCCACUGUGCAAAGAGGUGUUGAAUGAUACAUGGGUGUCAUUUCCAUCCUGGUCUGAGGACUCAACCUUUGUUAGCUCCAAAAAGACCCAGUAUGAAGAGCAUAUAUAUAGAUGUGAAGAUGAGCGCUUUGAGCUUGAUGUGGUUCUGGAGACAAACCUCGCCACCAUCCGUGUUCUGGAGGCUGUUCAAAAGAGGAUCUCGCGCAUGUCGGCUGAGGAACAGGCCAAGUUCCGGCUGGACAACACCAUCGGAGGCUCCUCUGAGGUCAUCCAUCGUAAAGCUAUUCAGAGGAUAUAUGGUGAUAAAGCUCCAGACAUCAUAGAUGGGCUUAAGACGAACCCUGCUGUCUCUGUACCUAUUGUACUCAAAAGUUACAAAGUCGAAGUCACAGUGAAGGAUGGUUGUAUAAGAAAUGCUGAUAAGACUUUUCUGUUGUUAUUGUUCCAGAAGUCUAAAGGGAUUGUGCAGCUGGCCGUGGAGCUGUUGGACACAGAGGAGGAGAACUCGGAUGGACCUGUGGAUACUGAGCGCUGGCCUGACUAUGUGGAGCGAUAUCUGAACACCAGCUCGGCCUCUCCAGAGCUGCGAGAGCACCUCUCCCAGAAGCCUGUGUUUCUACCCAGGAACCUAAGGCGAGUCCGGAAGUGCCAGAGAGGUCAGGGGAUGCAGGUGAGAGAGGCCAAAGAAACAGCCAAGAAAUCCUCAGAGGGCGGCGAGGACUCAAAAAUGGAGUGCAUGUUUAAGCUCAACUCCUACAAGAUGGUGUACGUCUUCAAGUCGGAGGACUACAUGUACCGACGCACUGCACAGCUGAGAGCGCAUCAGUCACACCAGAGAGUAAGCACUCGUCUGCAUCAGCGCUUUCAGUUGUGGCUAGACAGGUGGCAGAAAGAGCAUGUGACCAGCGACAUGGCGGCCACAACUUACAAGUGGCUGAUGGGUGAUGGCCUGGAGGGGCUACUGCCCUGCAGAACCGUCUGUGAGCCCAAGAUCCUCCACUUCCAGAACAUCAACAAAUAUAAAGUCACCUACAGCACUACGUUGUAAAGCUCAAGUUUUCAAGAGAAGGGAGGGCUUUUACCUCCAUUUUAUGUUGUUUUUACGAUGACUGAAGUAGCACUGAAAUUAAAAUCUGACCGCCAUUGAGUUAUUUGAAAAUUGCUCCCUUUCUUUCUUUUUUUUUUUAUUUGUACCUUU
Molecule: messenger RNA, 2971 nt
Organism: Sinocyclocheilus grahami
Lineage: Eukaryota; Metazoa; Chordata; Actinopteri; Cypriniformes; Cyprinidae
Product: paired amphipathic helix protein Sin3a-like
Exons: 17
Coding region: 62-2821 (919 amino acids)
Biological process (GO): negative regulation of transcription by RNA polymerase II
Cellular component (GO): chromatin; Sin3-type complex
Molecular function (GO): transcription corepressor activity
Source: RefSeq, a predicted model, not a curated record